AUGGAUAAAAUAGACUUACCUCAGCAUUCCCAUAUCAACGUCGACGGAGUGACAUUUUUCAGCAACUUUGAUUCAGGAAACCUUGCAAGAGCAGUAAGAACAGGAAUUGGUCAAGUAUCAUAUAUUUAGUACGAAAUCUGAAUUGCGGCUGACGCAGCUCAGAGAGGACACAAUAGCUACAGAGUUUGAUUUAAUUUUGGAAUCAGAGGACUAAGAAAAGGAACUUUAUUGAAAUUGACAAUCAUGAACAUGAGUAACAUAAGAAUCCUUGCAUCACAAAACUAUAGACCUGUAUGAAGAGCAAUUCCAGAGCAGACACAGUGGCAGCGAAUACUUACAGAAUGCUCUUAUGAAAACAAUUUUGCAACUUUAUUCAAAUUGUCAUGGACAAUGGAAUAUUUUUAAAAAAAAAAUUAAAUCAUAAAAAUAAUUCAAAUUUUUUUUAAAAAAAUUAAAACCUAUGGAAUACACAUAUGAGAACAGUGAUUUAUAUUUUGCCUUUGCUCCUCCUUAUCCAUACUCAGAAAUCAUGAAAACCAUCGAUUUUUUUGAAAAUGUGUGCCCUGCUGACUCAUUAUUUUACAGAGAAACUUUAGUUAGAAGCCUCGACAAUCUUAACGUCGAGGUUAUCACAAUCUCAAACAGAGAAAAUUUCCAAAACCAAAGAGAAGAAAAAAUCCCUUAUCUUUUCCCUUCACAAAUGCCAAGAUCUUUCAAAGCUAAAAAACCUAUAAUUUUUAUCAGCGCCAGAGUCCAUCCUGGAGAGACUCCAGGAUCUUUUAUAUUAGAUGGAUUUUUACAAGCUUUAUUAAGCCAAGACAUAAGAGGAUUUAUGCUGAGGAAAAAUUAUGUAUUUAAAAUUAUUCCUGUUUUAAAUCCAGAUGGGGUGCGCAGAGGCCAUUUUAGGGUUGAUCAAAAUGCUGUAAACUUAAACAGAUGCUAUGAAUCACCUUCAUUCGUAGACCAGCCAACUAUUUACGCUGCAAAAGUUUAUUUUGAGUACCUGCAUAAAGAAGGAGGGAUUGACAUUUAUUUAGAUUUCCACGCCCACAAUUCAAAACGAGGCUGCUUUGUAUAUGGAAACUGUUUACCGCCAGAAAAACAAAUAGAAAAUGAACUAUUUGCAAAAAUAAUUGAGCUGAAUUCCCCGUUUUUUGAUUUCAAUGAGUGUGAUUUCAGUGAAAAAAGCAUGACUUCAAAGGAUCCAAAAGAUCAUUUUAAUAAGGAAGGAAGCGGCAGAGUAGCAUUUUAUAAGACAGCGGGCAUAAUUUGCAGUUAUACAGUAGAAUGCGCAUAUAAUGUUCCUAUUCCUCUACAUACAGUUUCCCCACUCGUUAAUGUUAAAACAGGCAGAAGACUAUCAGAGUCUAUAAAUUAUAUAUUGACCCCUGAUAGUAUUGAUCUCUAUAACCGCGCGUUUUUUAACGAUAUUGGCUCAGCUGUAGCCUUUACUAUUUUAGACUAUACCAAUAUUAACCCAAUCACAAGGAUACCUACUAGUGAAUUUAAAAAUUUAGAAGCAAUUAAAGCUUAUUUAGAAGUAAGGCAACAUCUUCCGAGCAAAGGAAAAGCCCCUGUAAGAAGAAGUCUUUCAAGAAAUGAUCCAAAAGUGAAGCAGCUUGAAUCGAAAAUUAUUCCACAGAAGCUUGCUGGGAUUGCCAAGCGACAAAUACACAAAAUGAAAAUUGUGAGUCCUAUGUUUUCUGAUAGGAAUGCCACAAGUGUUGGAGCAAUCAGGUCGAAAAAAAGACUUGGAUUGCUUUUGCAUAGAGGAAAGCCUAAUAAUGCAGAUAUGCAGAUUGCAUUGGGUAACAAAUAA
Blepharisma stoltei is the source of this 1819-nucleotide messenger RNA. Lineage: Eukaryota; Ciliophora; Heterotrichea; Heterotrichida; Blepharismidae. The record is from the annotation of a GenBank genome assembly.